This is a messenger RNA of Rangifer tarandus platyrhynchus (Svalbard reindeer), 345 nucleotides long. NCBI's taxonomy places the organism in Eukaryota, Metazoa, Chordata, Mammalia, Artiodactyla, Cervidae. The record is from the annotation of a GenBank genome assembly.
AUGCGCGUCUCCGAGGCUGAGCGCGCCGCUGUGGGUCGGAGCAGACCUCCAGAGAAGACUGGCCGCGGCCUCCGCGCGCACCUCCGCGCCCCCGGCCCUCCCGGGAGCCUCAGCUUCCCCUCUCGCGACAUGGGGCCCAUGAGGGCGGUGGCAGCCGAGCCCCAGCGCGCUGGCACGGUCUGCCGAUUGGAACUGCCCUCUGGGGGUCCCGGGGUAGAAAGCGACGGUAGCGCCUCUCCUCGUCCUCGUGGACUUGUCUGGAAUUUUACUCCCUUGGCCUGGUUUGAAGAUCCUCUGGGAUCUUCUUUAUUCUCCACCUUUCUACCCCUUCCUCUGCUGCUCUAA